AUGGCUGUUGCCGCUGAGGUCUUCACAAUCCUUUAUAGUGACGGCGAUCUCUCUGUCAAUGAUCUCUUUCUCUAUGCUAUGAUUGUCCCCGUCAUGCCUCAGGCAUUAGUCUCACGAGCUGGAGUAGCAUUCGAAGAUAGAGAGUAUUGGAACAUCGUCCUCCUCAUCUCCGAAGCCGUCUCGGCACUUAUAUGCUGUCCGAUAUUCGGAUACAUGCUAGACGUCUCUGGAACACGCCAGGGUCCCUAUCUGUCCGGACUCGUGCUGUUAUUUGCAUCUAUGCUCGUCUUGGCAACAUCACACUCAGUGACAUGGUACAUCAUUGCCAGAGUCUUCCAGGGCGCAGCAACGGCCAUGGUUUCGGUAGCUGGUCUUUCCAUUGUGACUGACGCAGUAGAUAGAGCGAGUCUUGGACAAAUGAUUGGAUAUCUGGGCACCGCCAUGACACUGGGAUUUAUGUCUGGUCCAUUAUUGGGCGGACUGCUAUACCAGAUUGGAGGAUUUUAUGCCAUUUUUGGUAUGGCUUUCGGCGUUGUUGGUCUUGACUUCUUUCUUAGACUCGCUGUUGUCGAGAAGAGGAUUGCUGAACGUUGGCUGUGUCUCGAUGAUGGCGAGCGCCCCAGUCAGGAGAAUGGCUAUAUCCCUGAGCAGCCGCCAUACGGAACUCUGGGGACUAUACCCACUAGCGGUCAUACUGCCACAGAAAUUUCCAAGACUACUUUUGCGCUGGGCAAGCUUUUAAAGCAGUCGCGGAUUCUUAUUAGUCUCUCGGCAGUUACUGUUGGGGCUCUUGUGGUCUCGGCAUUCGAUGCGACCCUCCCAGUCUUUGUGGAAAACACAUUCCACUGGAAUGUUCUAGGCGCAGGUUUGAUAUUCUUGCCAGGUGCUGCAGCAGCCAUUUUUCAACCGUUUUUUGGCUUUUUAUCUGACCGUCUUGGAUCGAGAGUUAUUACAUUCGCAAGCUUUGUCAUUCUAGCCCCGAGUCUGAUUUGUCUUCGUUUUGUCGGGGACAACUCACCAUCCCACAUAGGUCUUCUUUGUGUGAUGCUGGUUCUUGUUGGAAUGUGCAUCGACUUAAGCCAGCCAGCCUUGAUAGUGGAGAUGCAACGUGUGCUGGAUGACAUGGAAGCUGAAGACCCCGGGGUCUUUGGAGGUAGAGGUGCUGUAGCUCAAGCUUUCAGUUUAGAGAACAUGGCACAUUUUGGCGGGUUGGCAUUAGGACCUAUGCUAGGUGGAUUUGUGGAGGUUCGAUACGGUUGGAAAAGUAUGACUCUUGCUCUGGGAGUUCUUUCUGCGGUAACUGCUAUGCCUAUGUUAUGGCUGAGUGGUCCUAUCGAAGAAGUCUCUUGGACUGAGUCUGCCGAUGAAGAGAUGGAACGUCAACCCCUGCUGACAGAGUAG
Molecule: messenger RNA, 1401 nt
Organism: Penicillium mononematosum
Lineage: Eukaryota; Fungi; Ascomycota; Eurotiomycetes; Eurotiales; Aspergillaceae
Product: MFS transporter
Exons: 6
Coding region: 1-1401 (466 amino acids)
Biological process (GO): transmembrane transport
Molecular function (GO): transmembrane transporter activity
Source: RefSeq, a predicted model, not a curated record